UCAGAUACUCACCAGGACGCCUGCUGCCUGCAAUCUUCGCUGGCGAAAGAUAAAACACUUUUAUUUAUUCACUUGUUUCUCAUUUCUCAGUGUACGUCUGGUUGUGCGACUUGACGGUUGUUUGUUUUUAUCAAGAUCCACCGUUGAUUGUGACUUUCACCAGUGAACCUAGGUUUCUUUGUUUAUUUGCAGGUGGAUACCGGUUUGGGUCUCGUUUUCGACGAGUUGCAGGUGAACCAUAAUGUCGAAAAGAUAUACCACAAGUAUAAAACUAAACGGAAAUUCAAGUAUCCCUUUGAGAAGACCGCUUAGCAGACAAGUUUCGUCUCCAGUGAACUCGUCAAAGAUCCCUAUCAAUGACCCACAGGUUCAUAGAUGGAAACAAAAGUACGAAGAAUCGGAGGAAAGAAGAAAGCUAUUAUUGACUGAUAAGGAAAAAGCUCUUAGAGCUUUGAAUGAAGUAGAGAAGAAAUAUUUGAAUUUACAAUUGAAACAUGACAAAUUAGAAACGGAUCUUUUCGAAAGAAAUGAGGAGUUUACAAAAUUGUCCACAGCCUCCAAGAAUCUUUUCAUGGAGUAUGAAACUCUCAAAAAUCAGUAUGAAACGGAGUCGAGGGCGAUGUCAGGAGCUCUCAAGGAUGCGGCGCAGUGGUACAAAGAAAACAAAGUGCUGAAGAGGAAAACGCUGCUACUGGACAAAGAUGCCGUAGACGAAGGAGUUGACGCCGGAGACGGAGAAUCAAACUCCGAUACCGAUAUAGAAAAUUUGAAUAGGACCAUCAAGCAGCUCAGUAGUGAAGUUGCAGAGUUGCAGACUGAAGUAGAUUCUUUGAAGCAGAGUGAGUUCCAGACUUUAGAAGAGAAUGUGAGAUUGUCCGAGGAGUUGGAUAAACAAAAACAAGACAAUGAACAGUUAGAGCAUACGAUAUCGGAGUUAAAAAAAGAACGCGAACAAAUCAUGAGGGUAACGGAAAUGAUGAAAAAAGAAUUAGAAGAAUAUAAACUACUUGAGGAACAACAAAAAACUAACUUAGCUAAUUUGAAGAAAGAAGCUGAGGCUCACAAAAGGGAAAGAAACGUCUUAGCACAUCAGAGCACUUUGAUUCUACAAGGUCUCAAUGAAAACUCCGAUGGGGUAGAGAGCAUGAUGUUGCUUCAGGAAAUAGAGGAGCUCAAAAGGAUAAUUGAAGACGAAAGAAGUAAGGCAGAAGAGGAAAUCAAUGCUUUACAGGAACGUUUGGAAGACCAAGAUAACAACGCGCAAAUAGAAAUUCUUGAGGAGCGCCUCAAACUGGUAGAAUCAGAGCUGCAAGCAGCUAAUGAGCGAGCAAAUAAAGCUGAAGAGAAACUUAAGGCCAGUUUAUUACCACCGCCUCCACCACCUCCCCCACCACCACCUCUCUUGCCCCCCGUUGGUGGUGAACCCCCCACAGUGCCACUCAGAAGGAGGAGGAGUAAAGUGGCUCUGUCCGAUCUUGCCGAAACCAUCGGAGUUCAGGAGACAUCUACUCCCGAGAAAAAACCAGCAGCACCUGGUGUGAACGAAGACAUCAUAAACGCCAUAAAGUCGGGACAGUUCACGUUGAGGAAAGCAAAAAAGGAUAAGGAGAAACAGGAUAAAGAACCACCCAAAGCUGUGUCAGAAAUGCUCAAUAUUUUAGGUACUUUGAGGAGAGCACCAAAAAAACGGAAGAGUUUGUUUUUUGGUGAUGUUCAGUUGUAAUCUUUAUUUGAGGAUCUCCUAUUGAAACUGGAGUAAUUUCAUAUAACUCAUACCUACAGUAGUAAGUUUAAGAAAUUUUCAUUUUCUUCAUAUUGAUCCCAUUACCAGUCUACCAAUAAAUUGGUUAGUACCACUGAGAA
Molecule: messenger RNA, 1863 nt
Organism: Leptinotarsa decemlineata (Colorado potato beetle)
Lineage: Eukaryota; Metazoa; Arthropoda; Insecta; Coleoptera; Chrysomelidae
Biological process (GO): positive regulation of neuron migration; neuron projection morphogenesis
Cellular component (GO): axonal growth cone; cell leading edge; cytoplasm
Source: RefSeq, a predicted model, not a curated record